UGGGGGAUGCACUUUCGGCAAGAAAAGAAAAUUUAGUUUGAAUUUGGAAAUUUUUUUCAAGACAGGAUUAGGUCUAUACAAAGGAGAAAAUAUCGAGUUUCGUGGCGCAGCAUUUACUGUUGGUGGUGAUGCUAAUAUUGAUGGGCUUGUUACCUUUGCUAAUAUUUUGUCUAUAUUCAACCCAAAAUUGGAAGGGAUAUCCCAUGGAAUGGGAAAUGUAGAUUCACUCCCUUCUAACCAAUUUAACGUAGCUGAGAGUGGUGCAGAAACUGAUGGAAUGCCUGAUCAGGCUAAAAGGUUGAUUGGCCGUUUAAAAGAAUAUUAUACUACAGAACAGCUUAAAGAAAAGUGGAUAAUGCUUUUUAUAACUGUUGGAACUGAAGAAUUUUGCGCAAAAUGUGAUCCUCCAAAUAUCGGAGCUCUAAGGCAUUCGAUCCAAACACUUCGCAGAUCGCUUCCAAAACUUUUUGUAGUCUUAGUUGGUCCUAUACACGUUGCACGAUCUUCUGAAUUGACUUUAAAUUUACUAAAGCCUCGUUGUCCUUGCCUUUCAAAAAUUACAGAUUCUCAACUUGCAAAUUUACAACAAAUUUGGCGUAAAGCACUAACUCAAUUGGAAGCAGAAUUUUACGAGAAAAACAAUAAAUAUCCGACAUUUUCCCUUUUGGCCCUGUCCAAGCUUAAGAUUGGUAUAGACAAUCGACAACCUUUAGAACAACUUUUUCUUCUUGGCCAUACUUAUGCAGCAAAAUGGCUAUGGAAUCGUUUAAUUACCGGGCCUCGCUACAAUCUUUCCUCCCGACAUCAAAUAUCAAUAGCUAAAGAAAGCUAUUUUUGUCCUUCCUUGGGAUGUCCAUUCUUCCGUACAUUAUCAAACAUGCGCAAGUGUGUAGUCCGUACCCGUGCAGAAUUUGAAAAACGUUUAAAAAGCGAACAGUUUGAACAAAAAGAGGAAUUGAAAGGAAGAAGGAAACAAAUUAAAGAAAAUUUAAUUUUAUUUAUUUUAAUACCGAUAAUACUUUCGUUCCUUUCUGUGAUCUCGUUUGGGACUAUUUUCUUCCUUCAGGGUCUGAAAUCGACAAAAGGAAGAUUUGAGAUUAUGCCUGGCGUUUGA
Meloidogyne enterolobii is the source of this 1114-nucleotide messenger RNA. Lineage: Eukaryota; Metazoa; Nematoda; Chromadorea; Rhabditida; Meloidogynidae. The record is from the annotation of a GenBank genome assembly.